Messenger RNA from Aspergillus calidoustus, 792 nucleotides. The record is from the annotation of a GenBank genome assembly. NCBI's taxonomy places the organism in Eukaryota, Fungi, Ascomycota, Eurotiomycetes, Eurotiales, Aspergillaceae.
AUGCCGACGUACCGCAUAGACCUAGCGCCCACUGGUCGCGCAGGCUGCACGAAUAAAGAGUGCAAAGACAACAAGGUCAAGAUCACCAAGGGCGACGUGCGAGUCGGUUCCUGGGUGGACACUGAGAAAUACCAAUCGUUCAUGUGGCGCCACUGGGGAUGUGUUACGCCCAAGAUGAUCACCAACAUGAUCGAGGUUGUGGGAGAGGGUGACGAUCGAGACCUUGAUCUGCUUGAUGGCUAUGAGGACCUUCCUCAGGAGCACCAGGAGAGGCUUGCUAGAGCUUUGGAUCAGGGUCAUAUUGAUGACGAGGAUUGGAAUGGGGAUCUCGAGAUGAAUCGGCCUGGCAAGCAUGGGUUCCGUGUGCGCGGUGCAAAGAAGAAGGCUGCCAAGGCUGCAGAAGAGGAGGAGGAGGAGGAUGAGAAGGAGGAGGAGAAGGAGGAGGAAUCUGAAGAGGAGCGCAAAGAAACCACCAAGCCCAAAAAACGCAGCCGCUUCGAUGUCAAGGAGAACGAAGACGAGGAAAAGAAGCCUAAGCCCAAGAGGAAGGCCACCGGCUACCCGAAAUACGUACCGCCCGCUUCCGAAGAAGAGGAAGAGGAAGAGGACGAAGAGCCUGUUCCUGCCAAGGCCAAGACCAAGGCUACUAAGCGCGGCAAGGCGAAGAACGAGGACGCUGCUGCCCCGGCCGCCAAGCGCGCGAAGAGAGCCAAGAAGAACGACGAUGAGGCUGCUGAAGACGAGCCUGUGGCGGAAAAGCCUAAGCGUGGGCGCAGAAAGAAGUCGACCUGA